Bolinopsis microptera is the source of this 3421-nucleotide messenger RNA. RefSeq names its product tubulin monoglutamylase TTLL4-like. The transcript is spliced from 19 exons. NCBI's taxonomy places the organism in Eukaryota, Metazoa, Ctenophora, Tentaculata, Lobata, Bolinopsidae. Gene Ontology annotation, molecular function: tubulin binding; tubulin-glutamic acid ligase activity. The coding region runs from base 28 to 2940 and encodes 970 amino acids. Gene Ontology annotation, biological process: protein polyglutamylation; microtubule cytoskeleton organization. Gene Ontology annotation, cellular component: cilium. The record is from RefSeq and is a predicted model, not a curated record.
AUCAGACAAAUAUGAAGAUUGUAUGGGAUGGACAAAAAAGAGACUCGAAAAAACCAGCAUCCUUUUCCUUGUAGAUUACUUCCGCUCCAAAAUUUAAAACAAGAUGUCAAGUUCUGUUCAUUGGCUGAAUUGAAGACUUGUAUUGAUUCUGCUCAACUCAACUCUCUUCAAAAGGAAAGUAAAGAUUCCAUUCUGAAAUUACUAGAAGGAGAUAUUAGGUCAUCUGACAUUGACAGCAAAUGUCUGUCUUUGUGGAAGAAUGGUAGGAAAAAACCACCAAGUGUACCAUGGGAGACUUGCAAACUAAAAAACAAGGGAAAAGUGUCAGAGAAAAAGAAUAGCCCACCUCAGGAGGCAGCAGGCAGUUUUAAACGAACUGCAACACUAAAAGUGCCAAAUGAUGUAGGCAAAAUAAUAUCUAACAUACCAGUAAAACCACCGGCUAUAACUGCCAUCAAGGCAAAGCCCAAAGGAGCCAAAUAUUUUAAACAACCGUCACACCAACACCAACUUUCUGACCACAGUUUCCUAUCACAAGCGGAUACAGUGGUGACUGCAACAACUUCAACCUCACUUCCUUAUGAUGAGGACUACGCUGAAAGCACUCUUCCAUCCGAAUUAGACGACUACCAAACUUGCUCGGAGUUUGACUUUAAAGACGACAACACUGAAAGUCCGUCUGACACGUUCACUGACGAGCAUACAGAGACCACGAGCAUUGAAGAGUCGGGGAAGCUUGAAAAAUCUGAAAAUGACGAGUUUGACGAGUUAUCAGAUAUAGAUGGAGACGACAGUGCUGUUGUCAGCCAGUGUAACUCGUCUCUCUCCUGGACUUCUCUAGACGCUAAACAGGACGAAGUGAGCGAGAGUGUAACCACCACUGAUAGCGGACUAGGGAGUGAUGCUGACAUCUCCACACACCUCCCUAUCACUCAGUCCCACUUUAAACACUGUCCUCCUGUCCUAUACUUCCCUGCAGAACAUGAGAAAGUAUCUAAGCUACCAAGAGCGCUACAAAAGCAGCUAAAAUGGAAGAUGAGUACAAUAACACCUAAUGUUGUAAAGAAUGUCAUCGCUCGAACUGGCUUUGUGCCCUCAACCAAGCGACGGGAGUGGAUUGGAUAUUGGGGUAAGCAUAUGAAGGCAGCAGCUUUUAGAAACAUACAUCCUCAUCAAAAAGUCAACCAUUAUCCUGGAACUUUCGAGAUUGGUCGAAAAGACAAACUCUGGAAAAACCUGAACAAAGCUCAGAUAAAACACUCCAAGAAGGAGUAUGACUUUAUCCCUCUCACCUUCUGUUUGCCGAGUGAGUGGAAGACUUUUAAACGAUACUGGGACGAGAGUGGACACAAACAAAAGUGGAUUAUUAAACCGCCUGCAUCUGCACGUGGUAUUGGUAUCAAAGUCAUCCACAAACUGAACCAGAUACCAAGGAAACGAAACAUAAUAAUCCAGAGAUAUCUGGCCAGUCCGUAUCUUAUAAACGGCAGAAAGUUCGACCUGAGGAUAUACGUGUACGUGUCAUCCUACGACCCGCUGUGUAUUUACAUGUACGAUAACGGACUUGUUAGAUUCGCCAGUUCCAAAUACUCACAUUCGAGCAAGUCACUGUCUAACCGGUAUGUUCAUCUCACCAACUACAGUGUCAACAAGUUCAACGAUGCUUACAUCAAAAAUGAGGAUGAGACCGGAACUGAAAGUCACAAGUGGGGUUUGAAAGCUCUGUGGAAAUAUUUACAAGUGGCGGGACAGGAUGUCGAAGGGAUAAAAGCUAAAAUAAAGAACAUUGUUGUUAAAACGAUCAUAGCCUCAGUUCCCACUGUAACGAGUCUAUCCAAGAGUCAUUGCAAAUACCGACAUACAUGUCAUGAACUGUUCGGAUUUGACAUAUUUCUUGAUCAGCAUCUGAAACCCUGGAUCAUAGAGGUAAACAUAUCCCCAAGUCUCCACACCAGUGCCCCGCUUGACAAGCACAUAAAAUACGGCCUGGUAAAGGACCUGUUCAACACGGCAGGGUUCCUGGUACCCCAGACCCCCACCAGGACCCGGUCUACAGCACCCUCCAGUAGAGGUCCUCACUCCGGGACCAGCACUCCCGCUGGGGGUAAUGUCAUUGUUGGGGGGAGGCAGGAGGGUUGUAACGGUGAGAACAAUGACAAUGUCACUGAUAAACAACUCUACUUUAAUCCCGGAAUCCAGCUAUCAAGUGACGAGAAAGCUAAGCAUGCAUACUUUGCUCAGAAGUACCCAACAGAUGGCUCAGUCUCGGAGAAGAUACUUGAUACUCUCACUCCUGAUGAUAUCAGAGUGCUUAUGAAGUUUGAGGACGAGAUUUCAAGAAGAGGAGAGUUGGAGUUAAUAUUCCCCACCGAGUCCGGGGGUAAAUAUUUGAAAUACUUCGUGUUGCCCAAAUUCUACGAUCUGCUCGUGUUACAGUGGAUUAAGAAAUACGCUAAGGAUCCACAUCGUGGUGUUGCCAGACUUCAGAAAUUAGCUGAGUCGCAGGUACAAUUUACUCGCACUCCGACAAACGCUGAAAACAUUUGGUGCAAGCAAAACCUCAGAAACCUGAAACGAUACGAUAAGAUCAGUGAUAAGAAGACUCACAGAAGCUCGUUGAACAGAAGCUGUCCACCUUCUCGGAAGAGUAGCACCAGCAAUCUACUACUAACACCUUCACUAGAAGUGUUUCUCCAUCCCAAGAAAGGAGUUAGUCCUAUCACUUACAAGCCUCCACUACCCCUUCCCGCAACACGGCGAACUGUCCAAUCUGUUGUUCUGGCACGGAGUCAGCCCGGCCUUGCACAGGUCACCAGAUCCAGUGCGGGUACCAGCUCCCGCAGUCAGACAACCCGCACCACCGUCACCCGACCCCAACUGGACUCCGUUCCUAAGAAUCAGCGCAGGAAACCAGUAGACUCGACAACUGUCGCUAGAUGACAAUAUUUUUAGAGCUUAUAGUCCAGUUAUGUUGUCUGGUGCGCUUCUGCUUUAUAUGGUAUUUGGAGAUAUUAAGCUAGAGUAUAUAAAAUUAGUUAGCUGGUUGAGUUUUAGCAAGAGGGGAGAGAAUCGCUGCUCAUGUUUACCAUCACUUUGUGUGCUGUCCAACCGUGCCAGGUUACAGACACGCCACCCUCCUCUUGUAUAUAAAUUUCCAUCUUAAUGAUUUAUGGUUUGUAUACCUUUUUACUUUACUCAACGACUGCACAAAAUUACGCCAUUUACGGCAAGGGCGAUUUUUAAUAGUUCUUAAGUCCCUACUUAUCGUUGAUAGUUUGACUUUGCAAAUUGCAAUCCUAAAUGGGUCUAAAGUCUUCAGCUUGGCUCUUAGACUUUAGGUUGACUGAAAUAGUGUGUGUGUGAUUCUAGAUUGUAUUUUUCAUAUAUUUGUUGAGCAUUUUAGUUACGAUUUACAAUUAAA